GAUAAGCUACUUACUUGCCCAAUGCACUUUACAAUCUUGUAAGGAUCAUUAAAUCUUAUACAAUCUUGUAUAAAUCACAUUCACCGUGAAGCAAACACUUGUGCCGAUGCUCUUGCUUUAAGGGAUCAUCAAGUGGAUUUUUCCUUCUCUAUUUUAGAUGUUAUUCAUCCUAGUAUUAAUUUACUUAUUGAUGAAGACUUAAGGGGAUCUUGUUCCACUAUAGUCGGUCCUUAGUUUUUGUUUUGUCUUCCUUCUCGUAUAAAAAAUAAAAUAAAAUCUUGGACCCAAUUUUUCAUUGAUCUCUUUAACCAAAUAUUUCAAGCUCUGCCACUGGAAUUUUACAUAAAGCCGUUCACCAACUGCAUAGGCUUUGUACAAAAUCCUAAGAAAUAUCAGCCCAAGUAUAAGUUGGAAUUGAAAGUGGUUGUAAAAGAUCCCGUAGACUGCAUGUUUGAUAUAUAUUCUGCUGGCAAACUUCACAAUUAGCUACAAAGUACAAACUGUUGAAAUAUUCUUCUGCAUGCCUUUUAAUGAACUAAGGCACCCAACCUUUUAUUAGUUCUGACCACCAUUGAAACCAAUUUAGAACUUUACCCUCCAUUGCAACCAUGUCUGUCUGAAGUCGUUCUCCAUUCGUGACUCCUUUCAAUUCAAAAUAAGGCUCAAUUUUAUUUGUGCAACCAAAUGUGCCAUCCCCUGAGUAGAGGUGUAUUAGAAUUUGGGAGGCCUAUACUCAACCACAAAAGCUAGCUUGAGAGUUGAGGUUUGCACUACUAUUAUAAAGGCUAUCUAUGCCAUAUCUCUAGCCAAUGUGGGACUUCUAACAAGGUAUUUCCAAUUUCCUCCUGUUCCAUGCGACUCAGCAUAUGCUUCAUGUGACCAUAUUCACUGCCUAUAUUGCAGUACCCACUGUUACACUGAAUUUCAGUUCAGCGCUUCCAAAAUUUCUGCCAACUGCCUUCUGUUUUCAGCCUUGUCUUCCUUCAAGAAGGCCUCUAAUUUUCAAACGCAUGUUCCGGGGCCUUAAUACGUGCCUCCAUCCUUGUAUGAACUAUGAAAAAUGUGACCCUAAUCCGUUCAUUUUUUCAACAACUCAAAGCCAACCACAAACCGUUUGCAUCAAACAAGAUGGGCAGGGUUUUGAACACCAUUGCUAAAGUCUUACUUACGAACAUUUGACAGCCUGACUCAAAAACUCACACCCGGUUCAACUUGAUCCGUAUUGUUAAUCAAUAAUAUAACACAACAUGAGCCUUUAUUAAAACCCUAAGCCUCUGUAUUCUUUUUCUUAGAAUUGAGUAUUGGGCCUAACUCAUCCUUACAAAACCGGCUUGUAAGGUGAGGAUUGCCUCUAGUAUAUAAACACUUAGUCAGGCCAUAUCGCAACCGAUGUGGGACUUCUUAACACCCCCGCUCGCGCCAAGCGCUAUGGGCUUGAGGCGCGGAUAUGAAUGGUGGAGGGCCCGAUCAGAAACCUGAUUGCAGGCGGCCCGACGAAGUGGCCCAGCGAAUCGUGGAUAGGCUCUGAUACCAUCUUAAAUAUGCUUGGAUCUCAUCCCCAAAAGCUAGCUCAAAGGGUGAGGUUGCCCUCACAUAUUUAUACACUUAACCGCCCGGGAACCUAAGCAAUGUGGGACUUCAAACAAACUCCAACAACACAACAACAUAUUCAACACCCACCCUCACGCCUAGCGUGGUCCUGGGUCAAAUGCCCACAUUGCAGUCCUUAACCCGGCUCCGAUACCAUGUCAAAUAACCAAUUAUCCCAAAAGCUUAAGCUGUUAGGAUAUGGUCAUAUCAAUGGUUUUAUAUUAUUUAUAACACGCCCCCUCACGCAAGAGCUCACUUGGGCUUGAAGCGUGGAUAAUGCAUAGGCCCACCUACCAUAUGCUUAAAUUCCACUUUUUAAUUAGAAAGUGAGGGGAGUGGGGAUCGAACCCUAGACCACUUAGUCAUAGAGGCUCUGAUACCAUGUUAAAUAUGCUUGGAUCUCAUCCCCAAAAGCUAGCUCAAAGGGUGAGGUUGCCCUCACAUAUUUAUACACUUAACCGCCCGGGAACCUAAGCAAUGUGGGACUUCAAACAAACUCCAACAACACAACAACAUAUUCAACACUUUUCAAGUUAAGAGUAUAGAAAGAAAAUAUUAGUUUUCCAAAGAAUACACCAACACAAUGUUUUGUAUUCUUCGACAAUGGAAGAAAAGAGUCCCUAUUCGCACUAUAUGAAUCAGGCAAAUAAGAGUCUAUUGAAUUUGACAAAAGGGUGUGUCGUGCUUGGGAACACUUCAAGCGGAUAUUGAGAGCUCUAAUUCAGGACACCCCAAAUAUUUAAUUACACACUAAUGAAUUUAUGACAAUUAAUUUCUCACACACGGAUAUGGCUUGAAACAUCAAUUAAAUUAUUCUUUUUAUGGAUUCAAUAUUUCCAAGUUUAUAAAUCUCAAAACUCUAAUUUCUCAUCAUCUUCCUCUUCCAUCACCCACUGCGCGCGCGCGCACAUACACACACAUACACCGUCGCAAAAAUGGGUCGUGUCAGAACCAAAACUGUGAAGAAAUUCUCACGCCAAGUCAUCAAACGCUACUAGUACUACUCAAGAAAUCCUGUCCUGUUCAGCAGAUUCCGUUUGGUCGUGGUGCUGGAAGGAGAUUUUGAGAUUGAGGUUUAAUGUUUUUUUUGUAGAGUAUUUUUCGAUUUUGUUUUGCUUUUUGAUGAAUAUUGUGUUGUGAGUUUUGGAUUUUGAAUCUUGUUAAGUUGUUGUUAUGGGAAAAAAAAAACUCACUAUACUUGGGUGGGUUACAAGUGAAUUUGGGAAACCGAAUAUCAUAUCAGGAUUGUGUCUUCUAUCCAACUUUAGAAGGUAAAAUUUGAGUUGUUGAAUUACUGUCAAUCUUGUUUGAGUCUUCUUAUAUUUGGUGUAUAUGGUUUUAGUAAAGAAUGCAUGAGUGAUUGUUUAUGAUAUUUUAAAUUAACUAUAAAAAGUUGUAUUUUUGCAACAAGUUUAAGUCAUGCAUGUUGGAGUAUUUUUUAUUAUUAGGAAUAUACCCUGAGCUACUGUGUAAUUGUAUCAGAAUGUUGACUCUGGUCAACUCUCUUACAUUUCUCACGAAUUUUGUUAGAGUUCAGCUAGGAUAGCUAUAUCACCUUGUUAGGACAGCUUAAACUUCUGUUAUAGUUAGUAUUAGAGAUACUAGAAAACCUCCUAUGGAAUUGUAAGUAUUGUGUAUUGCAAGUAUAGUAGACUGUACAUAGCCUAGCGCUGCCCCUGUAAAGUUGUAUACAGUGCACCAUUAGUAAUUAGUAGUGUAGGAUGCAAAACUCUUGGCUUCAAUCCACAUCUUCGAAGGAAAUGUUCACAUGAGUCAUAGGAUGCAAAAGCUUGUAGCAAAUUUGGGAUAAGAGUCAUGCUUACUUCUAAAACGCAUACCUCGUUGCAACUCAGAUCUAAAAUUCGAGCCACGACUCUCAAAACAAGCUCAAUUUCUGAGUUCCUGCUAUGCAUUCAAACUUUAGUUGACUCACCCCAUGCCAUAGGUGAGCCAAUUUAAGCAAAAGAACAUCUUGAUGUAACUCUUGAGGGAUUACGUCAAGAAUAGGAGUCCACGAUCUCUCUCAUCAGUGGAUGUUUUGGUUCAAUGUCAGUUGUUGAGGUUGGAACUCCGCUCUUAGGUCACAAACUGCGUCUUGAACUAUUUCGCAAGAAAGAAGCUACUUCAAUUAAUGUUGCUUCUUCAAUUGCAUCCAAUGCAAUGCCUUCAAAUCCUGUUGCGAUUUCGUCUCCGACUGAUACUUCAUCCCAAAUCUCUGAGGAAACACAAGAUUUCAACUAUUUGCAAUCCUCUAGAGGUUGUGGUGGCCGUGGUGGUCGGAACAGCAGUCGUGGUGGUCAUAGUGGUGGCAGAGGUGGAUGUAGUUCAGUGUCAAGUCUGCCCCAAAAAUGGUCAUGAAGUUUGUUUGCUUCCGUUGUUUCAAGAAAGACUAUGUUCCUAAUCGACCUCUAGAUGAAUUACCUUGGUACAGUCAUCUCACACCUCCAAGGUCUCAUCAAAGCUCAAUUCCCUCUAUGAGAUCUCAAAUACCAACCAUGGCAAUACUUUGCUGCAGCUGCUAGGCCUCAACACCAUUAUCCACUUUAUCCUAACUUCUCAUUACCACCACCAUCACCCGUGCCUAUGAUGCAGGGAAUGCCAUCUUAUCCUUCUAGUCCUUCACACACAUGUCAAUCCACAAGCUCUAUGUCAACAGUUUCUGAUCACCCUCCCUGAACUGGUAUCCAGAUUCAGGUGCCUCACAGCACAGCAUGUCACACCCAAUGCCACAAAUAUUGAACAAUGUUCACCCUUUGAGGGGUCAUAUCUGAUAUUCAUUAUCACUGGCCGAGGUUUGUCAGUAGCUUCUUUUGGUUCUGCUAUUUUUUCUUCACGUAUCAAUCUAAAAGUUAACCCAGUCUUAAAAAACUUAUUGAAUGUUCUUCUCAUCACUAUUAACCUUCUUAGUGUGUGUCAAAUUGCUAAUUGAAUGUUCCUCUCAUCACUAAUAACCUUCUUAGUGAGUCGAAUUGCUAGAGACAACGCUGUUUACUUUGAGUUCCAUCCUAAUGUCCACUUUGUCAAAUCUGAGGGUUCCAAUGAGAUUCUUCUCAAGGGAAUACUUGAUCAGGAUGGACUCUACAAGCUUGCUACCCAAGUCUGCACCAAAUGCUUCUUUGCACUAGUUCUAGUAAUAACUCUCAUUUCCUACUGUUGUAAACAAUCGCUCAUUUGCAUCUCGGCAUUGUAAUAUUUCUCAACAAUCGUUCAUUUCCAAGUUCUGAAAUCCAACAGAUGGUUCUCAACAAUUGUAAUAUUUCUUGAUCUAAAAAAAACAUUUCUAAUUUUUUAGCACGUUGCUGUCUUGGUAAAUCUCAUGGAUUACCUUCGCAUCAUUCUACAACCACAUACAGUGUAACUUUGGAAGUUAUUCAUAUUGACCUAUGGGGUCCUGUCCCGAUGUCUUGCACUACUGGUUUGAGCACUACUGGUUUGAUGUAUUACAUCACCUUUGUAGAUACUUUCAUUUGUUUGACUUGAAUUUACCUUCUCAAAAGAAAAUCUGAUGCCCCUAUAUUCCAACAGUUUAAAACCAUGGUUGAGAAUGAAUUUCCUCAUAAAAUGAAAGUUAUCCAAACAGUUUGGGAGGUGAAUUCAGGUUAUUUACCUCCUUUCUUUAUCAAAAUGGUAUUCUGCACCGCGUCAUUUUCCCCGCAUACCUAUAACCAAAAUGGCUUAGCAGAGAGGAAACAUAGGCAAAUAGUGGAACUUGGUCUAACCUUGCUAGCACAAUCUUCCAUGUUCCGUGUCCUUCAAAUAUCUGGAUAAUGCCUUCCUAACUAGUGUCUAUCUCAUCAACCGUCUCCCCGCUUCUGCUCUGAAUUUGGAGGUUCCAUACACAACUUUCCAAACAACCUCCCGACUACAAAUUUUCUUUGCACAUUUGAUUGUGCAUGCUUUCCAUUCUAAAGACCAUAUAACCAUUGCAAACUUGAUUUUCAUUCUCAAGAAUGUCUUUUUCUAGGCUAUUCCACAUCUCACAAAGGCUAUAAAUGACUUGCCUCCAAUGGCGGCAGAAUGUACAAAUCCAAAUAUGUCCUCUUUAAUGAACUUAAAAAAUUCACCUAUCUCACUAUGUUUCCUGAUCCUUCAUCUGCUUCUGAACCUUCACCAUUUAUUCCAGCUUCAAUUCCAAUUAUUCAACCUAUAUCACCCAACAGUACCUUCUAUACCGGAGUCUGCACAAAUUACUUCUUCACAUGCACAAAUCCCAAGUCUAACAAAAACUUCUACGCCAGAGAUCCCAAGUCCCAUUAUCCCCUCAUCCCCUAACCUUUCUACUAUCCCAACCAUUUCUUAUUUUCCUGAAAUACUACCUUAACCUAUCAACAUCACAUUCACCCUAUGGAAACACAUGCCAAAGAUGGAAUUAUCUGUCCAAGAUUAUUCCCUACAUUACAGUUAAAACUGGUCCGAAACUACAUUAAUUUAUUGAUUAAUACUUUUGAUUUUAUUGAUCAAUCAAACUCUUGGAAUUAUCUUCCAACAGAGAAAUUACACAUGAUUUGUAUUUCCCUUUUUUAGAAAAAAAUAUUUAAAGCAUGGCUACUGAAUUUGGGAUGUAAACUGUAAUUAUUCUUUGUAAAUUAGUCAAAGACCAUUUCUUUUAUUGUUACUUUUUAAACUAUGCCUACUAAAAUUAAACUUGAAAAAUGUAAUUACUCUUAGUAAGCAUGGUUAAGCCAUUAGCCUACUCUUAGUAAGCAUGGUUAAGCCACUAUAAGUAGGCAAAGAGAUCCAUAGUAUUUGUAUUCAAAACAACGUCCUUUUUAUCUUGCCUCUGCUUCUUCUUUAACCUUUGUUGCAAUGGCCUCUUCCACAUCACUACUCUUCCUUUGCCUCUGCUUCUUCUUUAGAAGUACUUCUUGUGAUAUGUUAGAUACCACACAGCAAGGAAACAUUCCAUCUUGGGUUAAACUAGCUGACAGGAAGCUGCUACAGGCGAGUGAUAUGCCUGUCGAUGCUGUGGUAGCUCCUGAUGGGAGUGGGCAUUAUACCAAGGUGAUGGAUGCUGUGUUAGCAGCACCUAAUGGUAGCCACAUACGCUAUAUAAUACACAUUAAGGAAGGAAUUUAUAAUGAGCAUGUUGUGAUCAGUUCUAACAAGUCAAACCUCAUGAUGAUUGGAGAUGGGAUGGAUGCCACUAUCAUCUCCGGCGACUUAAGCUCGGGGAGAGAUAAGCUGGACACAUACUUCACUUCUACCGUUUUUGUUGAUGGCCCAGGGUUCAUUGCUCGGGACAUUACAUUUAGGAACACUGCAGGUCCCGAAAAUGGUCAAGCAGUGGCACUCUUGUCCAACUCCAACACCUCUGUCUUAUACCGAUGUGGAAUAUAUGGCUUCCAAGACAGUCUAUGCGCGAACAAAGGACUCCAAUUCUACAAGGACUGCAAAAUCAGUGGUUCGGUGGACUUCAUCUUCGGCUAUGCUGCUGCGGUGUUCCAAGACUGCAAUAUAUUAGUACGAAAAGGGUCAACCAGCCAGCACACCAUCACCGCACACGGAGGACCAGCGAGCCCUGACCAACCAUUUGGUUUCUCUUUUCAAUUCUGUAACAUAUCCGCCGAUUCUGACCUUCUCCCAUUUCUUACGUCCACCCAAACAUUCCUCGGCAGGCCGUGGCAUCCGUACUCACGUGUGGUUUUCAUGGAAUGCUACAUUAGUGAUGUGUUGAGCCCGGAAGGGUGGUUGGAAUGGAAUGGGACUCCAGUUAAUUUGGACACGUUGUAUUACGCCGAGUACAAUAAUCAUGGACCCGGAGCUGGAGUAGAAAACCGUGUAAAAUGGUCAGGGUACCAUGUUUUGACUGAUGCUAGCCAGGCUAGUAAUUUCACUGUGGCGCAAUUGAUUUCGGGGGAUCAAUGGUUACCUGCAACAAGGGUCCCAUUCACCCCUGGACUUGGGAAUUAGGAGAUAUUAUUAUAGAAUAAAUGUUUAGAGGAUCAUCCUAUCUUUUUAUUUUAUUUUAAUAUAGAAGUGAAACUGGUGAAAUUAUAUCACAUCACUUGAUGUAGAAUGUUGGUUUGAUGCGAUGCUUUCAUUGCUAUUAAUCAAUUGGAAAUUAAUCUGGUUUUUUAUGGCUGUUAAUUAUGCUUGUCGAUUUUUAUUUUAUUUUUUAUAACCAUGCUGAUCGAUUUGUGAGUCAGGGAAUUUUAUUGAAUGAGAAUGUUUUUGAUUUGUCAUUUAGAACUGCUUUCACAAUGUAUCAUUUUAAAAACAUUCUUGCGUGACAAUCUUUUCUGUAAAGAUUUGCUUGUUCUGCCAAUGUGUUUUUACUAAAUGUUGUUUUGUGAUGUAGAUUAUGAUUAGAUCAUUGGUUGUCUCUAACAAUGUUGGGUUUGUAUUGUUAUAUUUAUCCAUGCUCCAUCCUUUUUGUGUUUUGUGCAUAUUUAAUUUAUU
Molecule: messenger RNA, 7989 nt
Organism: Trifolium pratense (red clover)
Lineage: Eukaryota; Viridiplantae; Streptophyta; Magnoliopsida; Fabales; Fabaceae
Product: pectinesterase/pectinesterase inhibitor PPE8B-like
Exons: 1
Coding region: 6397-7500 (367 amino acids)
Biological process (GO): cell wall modification
Molecular function (GO): pectinesterase activity; pectinesterase inhibitor activity
Source: RefSeq, a predicted model, not a curated record